Molecule: messenger RNA, 945 nt
Organism: Cryptococcus deneoformans JEC21
Lineage: Eukaryota; Fungi; Basidiomycota; Tremellomycetes; Tremellales; Cryptococcaceae
Exons: 6
Coding region: 102-710 (202 amino acids)
Source: RefSeq, a predicted model, not a curated record
UUUCGAGUUCAGCAAUACGCUACAAUUUAUAACUACUAUAGCUUUCCUUAUAGAUUCAAGCUGUUCAAUAUUUCUGCCAAUCGUUGCUUGUAAUAAACCCGAUGAGUUUGGCUAAUCCGGUACAGUUAUUACAUAAGCCCGGCUCGACCCACCCAUCACUAUCCGACGGACCGGAUGGGUUUGAUCGCUCAUGGUUCAUGGGCAAAUGGGGCGUUGUGUGGAGUACUCUGCCCAUGUGGAAGGACAAGAAAGAUGUAACGAUCACGUACACCCCCGUGGCCAAACGUUGUGAAGCAAAAAUUGUCGAAUUUGAAGAUUUAGUGGAGUAUAAAACAAAAUCAAGCACGAACGGCGGCAAAACUAAUACCAUCAAGGGAAUCGAUACUUUGUCGCCCGGUUCUAACGGAGCUACUUUUGACUGGAAAGGCAAAGGACUUCUAUUCUUUGUCCAUUCUCACUGGGAAGUGCUCGGGUACGGAAAGGAUGUCGAACAAGGGCUAGAGUGGGCUGUUACUUAUUUCUCCAGAACAUUGUUCACCCCAGCGGGCAUUGACAUCUACGUCAGAACCAUCCCCUCCUCAUCUAAAUCACAAAAUUUGACCGCUCCCGAAGACCUGUUGCAACAGUUGGUAAAUGAAAUUCAAAACAUCGAUGUAAAUAGCAUAAGGACCCUGGCAACGCAGGGAUUUAGAGUUCCUGGAAGCGUCUGAUCACAAUAAGGUGGUUACGGAGUAUGGUUGUCUUUUUUCUAAUUGGAAGUAGAUAUAUAUCCAUAUGCCGCAAUCUUUGUAUUGCGGAUCUUGUGAGGAGUUGUUUAUAUUGACAAUAUUUCUACCCCAUCGUCCGUGAUUAAUACUUGAUGCUCGAACUGGGCGGCCCGAGCUCCCGUCUGAGGUCGUAGAUUCCUUAGCAUAUCCUUCUGAGUAAUGUCAUGCACACUCACUC